GCCGGGGUGCGGGUCUAGUGCGGCCGGGCGGGGAGGGGCGAGGCGAGGCGAGGCGCCGCUGCUGCUGCCGCGGAAGAUGGUGCAGCAAACGGCGGGCUCGGCCAGGCGGCGCGGCGGUGGAGGAGGAGGAGGAGGAGGAGGAGGAGGAGGAGAGGGCGCCGACAGCGGCAUCAGCGACAUGAGCGCGGCGUCCAGCCCCAACCCAUGGGGCGGCGGCGGCGGCGGGACCCCGGGUCGGGGCGAGGAUGAGGGGGCGGCGGGCGGCUGCCAGCCCGACUGGUGUAAGACGCCGACGGGACACAUCAAGCGGCCGAUGAACGCCUUCAUGGUUUGGUCACAGAUCGAGAGGAAGAAGAUCAUGGAGCAGGUGCCCGACAUGCACAACGCUGAGAUCUCCAAGCGUCUGGGCAAGAAGUGGAAGCUGCUGAAGGAGGCGGAGAAGAGCCCAUUCAUCAGAGAGGCCGAGCGGCUUCGCCUCAAACACAUGGCGGACUAUCCCGACUACAAGUACCGGCCAAGGAAGAAGGUCCGUGGGGAUCCCGCGCCCCCCGCCGCCGCCCCCGCCGCCUCCGAGCCCCGGUCGCACAAGAAGCCGCCGGGCAAGAAACACAACCGGGCACACAAAGCCAAGCAGCUGCUGGAGCGCUCCAAAGCCAAGCGGGCGGCCAAAGCGGGCCAGCACGGGGCGCUGGGGCCAAACGGCCGCCGCCCGCCUCCCGCCGAGCCCGAGUCUGAAGGGGAGGAGGUGGAGGACGCGGAGCCCGAGGCCGAGCUGCUACACUACUGUCUGGGGGGCAAGAAGCCGCCCAGCUCGGAGCCGCGACCCUCCGGCCGCCCCCUCUCCGCCCGCCCGCCCGAUGACUGUGACGGCCAGCUGCUGCUCUUCGACCUCAGCCUGAACGUGGCGGCGGGAGGCGGCGGCGGCGGGGCCGGCCCGGGGGGGCACCUCUCCCUGGACAAGGACAGCGACUCGCUGGCCGGCGGCAGCAGCCCCGUCUCGCACUUCGAGUUCCCCGACUAUGGCACUCCCGAGGUGCGCAAAAUGAUCUCGGGAGACUGGCUGGAAAUCGAGUCCAACAUUUCCUACUAGCUUCAAACCCCUCCCCCCCCCCCCCCCCCCUCCCCCUCCUCUCUCUUCUCCCCUCUCCCCUCUCCCCCCACUCCCCAUCUCCCCUUCCUUGACCCGGGAUACCCGCCCCGCCCGGCUCCAGCGCAUCGGAUACAACUCCGCAGCCUCUCCCCGAAUGUAGCCGCGGGUCGCGUCAAGUCAGCGCGUCACCCUGUCACCCUGUCUGACUGGAGCGGCCGCCCGCGGUAGUGAGUGGGCGAGGGGCGCUGCAGAGUGUGUGG
Molecule: messenger RNA, 1350 nt
Organism: Amblyraja radiata (thorny skate)
Lineage: Eukaryota; Metazoa; Chordata; Chondrichthyes; Rajiformes; Rajidae
Product: transcription factor SOX-11-like
Exons: 2
Coding region: 179-1090 (303 amino acids)
Biological process (GO): negative regulation of transcription by RNA polymerase II; neuron differentiation; brain development
Cellular component (GO): nucleus
Molecular function (GO): RNA polymerase II cis-regulatory region sequence-specific DNA binding; DNA-binding transcription activator activity, RNA polymerase II-specific
Source: RefSeq, a predicted model, not a curated record